CAAACACUUGAAAAUGAACAGUUCAGAAAAUACUAGACUUGCAGUGGAAGCACUUCCUUUGUCUUUCGUUCAUUUGUGCCAUACUGGUGACUGCUUUUGCAUUUCUGGUUGAAUGCAAUUUACUGCAUAUGACUGAUAUUGCAUUUCUGGCUGAAAGCAAUUUACUACAUGUAGUGGAUUUUAUUUUUUGUACCCCAUGUAAUAAUACAUGUACCACUGCUUUGAGCUGAGUUAAUUCCAGAGAUUUUACUUUUGUUUCUUGGUGUCUUCCGUCAUGGGGGACAAAAUUGACACACCCAAUUAUCAACGACAGUCUACUGUUGUCCGUGCUACGAACGUCAAGUUUCAGAGCAGCUUCGUAACAAGAGACAAGCGCGGUCAAGUGCUGGGAAGUGAAUUUCGUGGAUGCACAGUAUGGUUUACGGGCCUGUCUGGAGCUGGAAAGACCACUGUGAGUUUCGGCCUGGAGUCCUACCUGGCAUCACGUGGAAUAUACUGCUAUACGUUAGAUGGAGACAAUGUGCGGCAUGGCUUGAACAAAGACCUUGGCUUCACGCCAGAGGAUAGAACAGAAAACAUCCGUCGCAUCGGCGAGGUAGCGCGCCUGUUUGCUGAUGCAGGACUGGUAUGCCUGAGCAGCUUCAUCAGUCCGUUCCGUGAGGACCGCGCACAGGCUCGGCGCAUUCACGAAGAGAAUGGUCUGCCGUUCGUUGAGGUGUUUGUGGAUACGCCACUGGAAACAUGCGAGGAACGAGACACGAAAGGCCUGUACAAGAAGGCGCGCCAAGGUCUCAUCAGAGGUUUCACUGGGAUUGACUCUGCGUACGAACCACCCGAGAAGCCGGACAUUGUCUUGAAAACGGCAGAGUGCACGAAAGAGGAAUGCCUUGCGCAGGUGAUUGAUCACCUGCGAGAGCGUGGCAUUCUGCCCUACUCUGUGGUCAAGACCGUGCGGGAACUGUUCAUACCCGAGACGCAGCGUGAGUCUGCGCUGGCCGAGGCCAGAACACUGGAGCGUGUCCAAUUGACAAAGCUCGACCUGCAGUGGGUGCAGGUGCUGAGCGAAGGCUGGGCGUCUCCGCUGGGAGGAUUCAUGCGAGAGAAAGACUACCUGCAAUGCUUGCAUCACGCUAUGAACACGCAAGAAGGCAGCGUGAAUCAGUCCGUUCCAAUCGUUCUGCCCAUCUCUGACCAGGAUCGGGCGCGGAUUGCCAAGAAGUCUGCCGUUCUUCUGACCUACGGAGAUGACCAAAAACCAAUCGCAAUUGUGCGCAAUCCGGAGAUCUAUGCCCAUCGUCAAGAGGAGAGGAUGUGUCGCCAGUGGGGUGCAGUGUGUACCAGUCACCCCUAUGUCAAGAUGAUGUUUGAAGCUGGCAAUUGGCUGCUGGGCGGUGACCUGGACGUGUUUGAUCGCAUUCGCUGGAACGAUGGGCUGGAUGAGUACCGUCGCACCCCCAACGAGCUGCGCGCAGAGUUCUCCGCUCGUGAGGCCGAUGCUGUUUUUGCGUUUCAGCUGAGGAACCCCAUCCACAACGGUCACGCUUUGCUGAUGGAGGAGACCAAGAGCCGGCUGAUCAAGCGCGGAUAUAAGAAGCCUGUGCUGCUGCUGCAUCCGCUGGGCGGCUGGACAAAGGCGGACGAUGUCCCGCUGCCCGUCCGCAUUGAGCAGCACAAGGCUAUUCUGCGCGAGGGCGUGCUCAGCCCGGACUCGACCGUCCUGGCCAUCUUCCCCUCGCCCAUGAUGUACGCCGGGCCCACCGAAGUGCAGUGGCACGCAAAGGCCCGGAUAGCAUGCGGUGCCCAGUUCUACAUUGUCGGCCGUGAUCCGGCCGGUAUGCCGCACCCAGACACUGGCAAGGACCUGUACGAUGCAGCGCAUGGACGGGAGGUGCUGAAAAUGGCGCCGGGCCUGCCACAACUGGAAAUUGUGCCGUUCAAGGUCGCCGCGUACGACACCGAGAAGAAGAAGAUGGACUUCUACGACCCUGCUCAACCGGACAAGUUUGAGUUUAUUUCUGGUACCAAGAUGCGGCGCCUGGCUCGCGAUGGGGAGGAACCGCCGGCCGGUUUCAUGGCACCAGAGGCAUGGAAGGUCCUCAAGCACUUCUACCAAGGCUCGAGCGCUCAGAAGUCUUGAUGCGUCUCCUAACCAAUCGCCUGCUGGCCAAUCCAAGUGUUGUACUAAUGCAAUAUGGUGGUUGGCUGUCAGUGUAAGUAGAGCUUUGCUAUUGCUCCUAGUUUAUUGUGGCCUUUUUGUUCCAUUUUUGGGUAUUUUUACACUUUUCUUCAAUAUCCUCACUCAGCUAUAUUUUUCAAUGGUUCAAUUCGUGUAUUUUACCUUUUUUUUAGAAAGUUAUAGAAGGAGUAGGGGAUAUGUUCUAUCUCGGGAAUUAAUAGUGUUCUCUCCUUGUGCCGCCUGGUUAUUGCCACCCUCGCUAGAGUUGGGUUCCACGUCUGUGUCUCCGUGCGCAGAUGUGUGCAGUGUGUGUGUGUGUGUGUGUUGGUGAGUGUGAGUGCACACGUACGCACCUACCUUGUAAGCUGAUGUGCUAAUACAAGUAGAAGCUGAGAGACUCGUGUUCAUUUUUAUCACUAGCGCUUUAGUUCCUAGCCUUUAUAGGUAUUGACCAGGAGCAUUCUGCUUUAGCCAUUCUUUAAAUUAUAACGACCGUAUAUUCAGUUUUAUAACGGUAUCUGUUUUUUCUUCUUUUUACCUGAAUUUGGGUGCUUUGCUUUAGUAAUUUGGCCUCACGAUUACGCUGAGUAACAUCAGUAUGAUCUCGGUCAUGUUAGCAGCCUGCACAAUGACAACAAUACUGGUCAUCACCAUCUA
This is a messenger RNA of Sycon ciliatum, 2833 nucleotides long. Its product is annotated as bifunctional 3'-phosphoadenosine 5'-phosphosulfate synthase-like. The transcript has a single exon. The coding region runs from base 275 to 2137 and encodes 620 amino acids. Gene Ontology annotation, molecular function: sulfate adenylyltransferase (ATP) activity; ATP binding; adenylylsulfate kinase activity. Lineage: Eukaryota; Metazoa; Porifera; Calcarea; Leucosolenida; Sycettidae. The record is from RefSeq and is a predicted model, not a curated record. Gene Ontology annotation, biological process: sulfate assimilation; 3'-phosphoadenosine 5'-phosphosulfate biosynthetic process.